Leptopilina heterotoma is the source of this 698-nucleotide messenger RNA. RefSeq names its product COMM domain-containing protein 3-like. The record is from RefSeq and is a predicted model, not a curated record. NCBI's taxonomy places the organism in Eukaryota, Metazoa, Arthropoda, Insecta, Hymenoptera, Figitidae. Gene Ontology annotation, biological process: sodium ion transport. The transcript is spliced from 3 exons. The coding region runs from base 13 to 576 and encodes 187 amino acids.
AUUAUAACAACAAUGACCGAAAAUGUAAUUUAUAACUUUGUUAAUAAUCACGGUAUUAAUUUACUCAACAAUGAGACUUUUGAUCAAGUUCUAGAGUUUGCGGUUUUGCAAAUUUGCGAGGAAACUACAGAAAAAAGUUUGUCGCAGAUUUACGGUUCGAAACCGGAUGCGGUAAAAAGUGCCUACUCGGGAUUAACGAGUUUAUUCGUCGAGGCUGGGAGACAACAUUUUGAUAAAGAGAAAUUAUCAGCGACUUUAAAAGAUUCACAACUAAAUGCUCAACAAAUUAAUAAAAUUUGCGAAGCCUACGAUGUAAAUAGGGAACAAUUUCAGAGGAAAUUACAAGUUAUUGGAGGUGGACUUCCACAUCUCGUUGAUGUUAAUUGGAAAUUGGAUUACUGCAUAAAGUCGAAUGCAACCGAUACGAAUGGAACGCCAAUUUAUUUGAUUAGCCUGCAAACGAUAAAGCACGGAGAGGCAAAAUAUUUAAAAUUCACUUGUACUCUGCAACAAUUGCAAGAUUUGCUGCAUAAAUUAAAAGACGCCAUGCGUCACAUGGAAAAAUUGUCAACUUGAUUAUUAUUUAAUAGUAUUUACUAUUUACAAAUAAUUUCCACCAUCAGUAGAAAUUUAUUUUCGAAUAUUUAAUUUUUUUUAAUAAUUUAGAAAACUUUUGGAGAAUAUUACAUUUUUCAUAA